Pygocentrus nattereri (red-bellied piranha) is the source of this 10885-nucleotide messenger RNA. It is a transcript of the gene wnk2, whose product is annotated as WNK lysine deficient protein kinase 2. Gene Ontology annotation, cellular component: cytoplasm; cytosol. Lineage: Eukaryota; Metazoa; Chordata; Actinopteri; Characiformes; Serrasalmidae. The coding region runs from base 368 to 8152 and encodes 2594 amino acids. The transcript is spliced from 32 exons. Gene Ontology annotation, molecular function: protein serine/threonine kinase activity; chloride channel inhibitor activity; potassium channel inhibitor activity. The record is from RefSeq and is a predicted model, not a curated record. Gene Ontology annotation, biological process: monoatomic ion homeostasis; positive regulation of sodium ion transmembrane transporter activity; positive regulation of potassium ion import across plasma membrane.
AAAAACAAACCCCCUUGUAGCUCCACCGUGGUUCGGGCGGCUGCAUCGCUGCGCGCUGAUGAAGGUCCCGCCCGAACCGGACCGCGUGUGACCGGACUCAGACCAUCGCCAGCCGGGCUCCGCAGCGCCUGACCCAGCAGCAGCGAGCGGGAAUGAGCGAGCCGAGCGCGGUGAGGGAGGCGUGAGGCAGCCGCGCGGGCUGUGAAGCUUGUAUGCAUGCAUGUGCAGGAUGCAGGACUGCAGCAGGUGCACGUGCUCCUGCGCCUGGUCAGCGCAACCCCUGAGUGUGACCUAAGGACUUAAGGCCGCACGCUGGUAAAGGAAAUUAUAAAACACAAGCCCAAAAAAAGAAAGAAAAAAAGGUCCCAUGGCGUCCGGUCACGGCGAGUCGGUGCGGCGCAGGUUCAUCCGCACAAACCUGUGGUUCUCCGAGUCCGAGGACCAGGGCCCCGAGAGCCCAGAGAGCGCCACCGUGAGGGAUCAGCCUCGCUCGGCUGGACGUUGUGACGCUCCCGGAGACGAGGAACCUGAGCCCGAGACGCAGGAGCCGCAGCAGGAGCAGGAGCAGGAGCAGGAGAGGAAGGACGAUAAGGAUGACGACGAAGAGGCUCGUGGAAAAGCCUCCAGCGCCGCCGGAAAGGCCGGAAGCGAGGAGGAGGCGGAAGCAGAGGUGAAGGCGGUGUGCACGUCCCCCGGGGGGCGCUUCCUCAAGUUUGAUAUCGAGCUGGGCAGGGGCUCGUUCAAGAGCGUCUAUAAGGGACUGGACACGGACACGUGGGUGGAGGUAGCCUGGUGCGAGCUACAGGAUCGCAAGCUGUCUAAAGCAGAGCGUCAGAGGUUUAAAGAGGAGGCAGAGAUGCUGAAGGGCCUCCAGCAUCCAAACAUUGUCCGGUUCUACGACUUCUGGGAGUCGGCUGUCAAAGGAAAGAAGUGCAUCGUCUUAGUGACCGAGCUCAUGACGUCAGGCACGUUGAAAACGUACUUGAAGCGCUUCAAGGUGAUGAAGACGAAGGUUCUACGUAGCUGGUGCAGGCAGAUCCUCAAGGGUCUUCACUUCCUGCAUACGCGUACCCCUCCCAUCAUCCAUCGGGACUUAAAGUGCGACAACAUCUUCAUCACCGGCCCCACGGGCUCUGUUAAGAUUGGGGACCUCGGCCUGGCUACGCUGAAGAGGGCCUCCUUCGCGAAGAGCGUCAUUGGCACUCCUGAGUUCAUGGCCCCAGAAAUGUAUGAAGAACACUAUGACGAGGCAGUUGAUGUCUACGCCUUCGGCAUGUGCAUGCUGGAGAUGGCCACUUCCGAGUACCCGUACUCAGAGUGCCAGAACGCUGCUCAGAUCUACCGCAAAGUCACCAGCGGUGUGAAGCCAGCCAGUUACAGUAAGGUGUCAGUACCUGAGAUUAAGGAGAUCAUAGGGGAGUGCAUUCGCCAUCACUGGGAGGAGAGAUAUUCCAUAAAGGACCUCCUGAAUCACGCGUUCUUUGCAGAGGACACUGGCGUCAGGGUAGAACUUGCAGAGGAAGAUGAUGGCAAAAAGACGUCCAUCGCGCUCAGGCUGUGGGUCGAGGACCAGAAGAAGCUGAAAGGAAAGUACAAGGACAGUGGCGCCAUCGAGUUCACCUUCGACCUCGAGAGAGAGGUCCCAGACGCCGUCGCCCAAGAAAUGGUUGAAUCUGGUUUCUUCCUGGAAUGUGACAUGAAACUCGUGAGCAAGUCGAUUCGGGACCGUGUGGCUCUGAUUAAAUGGCACAGGGAGCGAGUUGUCACCGGAGGAGAAGGCCAGGCUGAGGUGAAGUCCGCAAAGACCCAGAUGCAGAACCUACUCAAGGUUCCCCCCUCUGGAAUACCAAAGGGUGGUACACCCCUCCCCCAAGCUGAGCCAGAGGAGCCUGAGGGCGAGCAGGUCACCCUGUUCUGUAGUGUCCCCACCAUCACUAGCAGCACUGUUACAUCAGACAUCACAGUCAGUUCCACUGUGAUUUCAGAAGCUUUGGGUAACCAGCACAGCGUUCCCUACCAGACCCUACAAGAGUCCCUCUCCACUUCCCAGAGACUCCUUAGCCCUCCAGCACAGCUCCUGGCUCAGCUGCAGCAGGGGGCUCAACCACACCUGACUCCACUGCACCAAGAAGCCCAAAAGCAGCUUGCUGCUCAAGUGCACCCAGGACCCCAACAGCAACCUUUGGCCCAGCAAGAGAGCCUACAACAACCUGUUGCACAUCUUGGAGCUCCACAACAGCCCACUACCCAGCUGCAACAGCCAAGUGCCCUGUUGUGUCAAGAGGCCCAGCCCCAGUCUACUAUACACAUGCACCAUGGAAUCCAGCAGCAGCCUGCUGUCCAGUUACUCCAGGGAAUCCAACCACAGCUUGGUGUCCAGCCACAGCCGAGUGCUCAGCUGCACCAUGGGAUCCAGCAACAACCUGCAGCACAGCUCCACCAGGGGGCCCAAAAACAGCCUAUAGCCCAGCUGCAUCAAGGGGCUUAUCAGCAGUCCACCCCACAGAUACAUCAAGGAGCCUUUUUGCAGUCAUCUGUGCAACUGCACCAGAGCCUUUACCAGUCAUCUCCUCCGCGACAUGGCAGUGUUCCCUGUGAGUCCCAGGAUUCUCUUUUGUCUAUUGAGAACUUGAUUGCUACCAGACGUGGCAGUACCUCAUUUAUUGAUACAUUGCAAAGGAGAGCACAUUUGCACACUCAUUUAAAGCCAUUGAACCAUUUGCCCUGCAGCUAUCCAAAACAGGCACCAGCUCAGAGGGAUACAGUAAGAGAGCAGGUUUCUCCAGGUCCACGUUCAGUGUCUCCAGUCCAGAAGGAUACUCUGCCCAUUAGGAGUGAUUCUUCAGUGGAAGCUGAACUGUCUGCUCAUGGAUUUGAUUCGUAUGCCAACUCAGAUCUUACUCCCCAGACUCAAGCCAUUCCUUCUACUCUUGGAAACUGUCCUGCCCCAUCGUGUCAUCCACAUUUCUGCCAUGGCUGCUUGGCGCUGUUGUUGACUACGAGGCCAGGAAGCGGAGGAUCACUUGACCACUCACCGGUCCACCUGAACCAAGCUCUUGUUUCUGGUGUGAACCCACCAUGUCUAGUCCACUCAGUCCAUCCUUCCGAAGUGAGGACCCCAGCCUCUCCCAAUCACAUGAGGGUAUCUUCUCCCAGAAAUUGCCCUCCCUCUGCAUUUCACAUUUACGUGCCCUCCCCAAAAGUCCAGAAUGGAUCGUCUCCCAUUCACCAGGCUGCACCAUCUGCAGUGCAUAUCACACCCCCAUCUCCUAAGCAUGAAAACCAUUCCUGUACUGAAAAGACUCCAGUACAGCCACUGCUUCCAACAUCUUCCCCUUCCCUAAAGUAUAGGACAGCAUCCUCACACAUAUUGAUCCCCUCACCAGUCACGUCUCCAGGCUUCCCUAUACGCAUGUCCUCUUCAUCUCCCGCUGAUCUGUGUUCCCCUCUUAGCCCAUCCUCUUCAGGGGUAUCCCUCACUGCCCCCCGCAGUGUUGGGGACAGUGUAGAUCUAUUUCACCUUGAUCGCUGUUUACAUCACAUCAUCAAUCGCCGCACCAGCUCUCCAGUGCUGAUGGACAGGACUGCAUGUCAGCCAGGUAGUAGCCAUGGAGAUCCCACAGCAUAUAGCAUCUCUGUUCCUCAAGAUAACAUCCAAGGCAAGGGAUCUUCACCCACUACGCCACACCGGGCACCUGGAGCAACGUUGUCUGUACAUGGCAUCAAGGUUGGACAAGUUCUUAUGCCCACAGCGGCAUUGGCUCAGACCAUGUCUGCUCCAGCCACACCAGCUCCAGCUGCUCCGCUAGCACAGGAGUUUCACCUCUAUCUCCAUCCUGCAGCUUUCCUGUCCCAGACUUUGUCAACCCUGCAGCCAGUUGUGGAAUCAUCUUCUGAAGCACAGGCCCAUCCUCAGCGUCUGCUCCAGUCAGCAGCGUCCAUGCUGAGCAGCGUUCCACCUCCACAACCGCAACAGAGCGUUCACGCCACGCCUCUCCUGCAGCCUCUUCAGAUUUCCACACAGUUUCCUUCGUCAUACCCUGUUCUGCCAACAGGGGGCACUCCUGUUGGAAGUGAGGCAAUGCCCUAUUCCCCUGUCCCAUACUCCUCCCCCUACCCCAGUGGUGGUCCUCCUGUACCCUCACCCUACUACUCGUCCGGUUCCGUCCACGCCCCUCUGUCUCUUGCCCCCAUACAAACCAUGCCCUCCAUACCUGGAGCAGGAACCCCCCAGACCCCUGUAUCUGCUCCUCUGGGCUUACCAGCCCCAAUCCCACUUCUGGGCAUGGCCCUUCCUCCGUCCCUCAUUCCCCCGCAACAGCAGCAGGUGUACUCUCCUGCUCCUCUGCCAGAUGGCACUCUCCUUCAGCCCCAGCCCACCCAGUUGUCUCUGCCCUUCCCUCAAAUAGGGCAGCCGCCGUCCUCCCUUCCUCAGCAAGAGCCCUGUAUCUCCUCGCCGUCUGCACAGGAUGACACUCUGGCACACGUCCAUGCAGACCGGACUUGCGUUCAGUCUCCCCCACAAAGAGAAGACUUGGAGCCCAAAUUUACUGCAGCCAGUUGUGCCCUUGUAGACAGAAUUCAGCAGAUUGUCCCUGAGAGUCCUGCACUGCCUCUGCAGCCUGUUGGAACCCAGACAGCAGCUGAAAGUGGCGCCGUACCCAGCAGCACUCAGCAGAUUCUGGACGCAGCAUCUGUGUUCAUUCCUCCUGCACCUGACCACAGCCUGGAGGAGCCCAUACCCAUGCCACUUCCCAGCUAUACCUGUGACAGUGUAAACUCAGAUGCCGCCUCAGGUAAAGAGAUGAGCGACAGCUAUGAUGGCACCACCAGCGGAGGGAAAGGUGACGGGAAACCCAGGAAACACCACCGCAAGUCGGCGCGCACCCGGUCACGGCAGGAGAAGACCAGCAAACCCAAGCUCAGCAUGCUCAAUGUCUGUGAUACAGGUGAUAAAAUGGUGGAAUGCCAGCUGGAGACCCAUAAUCACAAAAUGGUGACCUUCAAGUUCGAUUUGGAUGGAGACGCUCCUGAGGAAAUUGCCACUUACAUGGUGGAGAACGGCUUUAUCCUGCCCAUAGAGAAGGAGAUCUUCAUCGACCAGCUGAAGGACAUUGUGGAUAAAGCUGAGGACAUGCUAAACGAGGAGGUGGAGGGGGAGAGGCCAGCUGCCCUGAGGGACACUCCUCUUCAGGGUCAGGCUCCUGGCGGGGUGGGAGAUGAGGGAGCAAGAGGACAGAGAGAUGGAGCAGCGCAACCAGUCUAUCAGCAGAACGUGCUUCACACUGGAAAGAGGUGGUUCAUCAUCUGCCCAGUGGACGAGCCUCCUGUGGUCAGUCAGGAUGCAUCCUCAGGGGGAGCGACAGCUGUGCAGACGGCCCUUACCAGCACACUGACUGAUGGGACCGCUCCCGGACAGCCUGCUGAGAGUACCUUAGCUCAACCACUAGAGGGCAGCACCCCGUCAGCUUCUGUUUCUAUAGAUUCAGAAGGCUAUGCCACGGCGCCCCCCUCUGGCGACAGCGAUGCUCAUGGAUUCUGCAGCCCACUCUCUCUGACCACCACAGACCCCCUGUCCCUGGCUCCACUCUCUCCAGUGCCCCCUGCUCCCCUCGCUGCUGCUCUGUCAGCCUCCCAUCCAGAAGACGCUGCUGCCUCAACCGCGGCGCAGCUUAGAGCCCAGUCUGUCACGGCUCUGCGCAGCUCUCUGACCGUGGACGAGCCUUCGAGUGUGAAACUUGGGUCGCUCUCGCCGAUCCAUGCUGCCCAGCAGGUGGCAGAUCUCGCCUGUGCCGCGUCAGUAGCAGAGAGUGUGCCCUGUUGCCCACUAGUCAUGCCGCUAGCACUGGACGUUAGUGCAGGCAUUCAGCAGCCCUCUCCGCUGACCCCUCCUCUCGCGCAGGAGGCCCCAUCAGCGCGGGAGCAGCUGCAGUCCAUCUCGGAGCGCGGGCAGCACCCUGUAGUGAUGCAGCAGCCUUUCUCCGCUGUGGGCGGAGCUAAGGCCCCCUCACUGCCUCAGAGCCCCGCCCCCUCACAGCACCCACAUGCUCCAAACGAGUCGGACGGCGAGGGUCGCGGAAGGGUGGGGUUCGUGGACAGUACCAUAAAGACGCUGGAUGAGAAGCUGAGGAACCUGCUGUAUCAGGAAUACGUGCCCAUGUAUCCGUCGGGCAGUGCGGCUGAAACCCCCGGCUCCGGGACUGAGUAUAUCCAGUCCCCGCCCGGACCAGAGAGCGCCACAGGGGAGUCGGGGACCAGCACCCCCAGCCUCAUUGGAGAGGGGCUGAUCAGGGCUGGAGAGCAGCUGCCACAGAUUCCAGAGAGGGUGGACAGUCUGAGUGCGCUCAGUGACUCCGCGGUUGGAGAAAUGGUUCAUUCUGCAGUCACAGUGUCGAAGAGACAAGCAAUGCCUCACUCCACAUCCUGCUCUGGCUCCAGGAGUCGCUUUAAGAUGAUGCCCGGCCCUCCUGAGGCCCAGAAGAAGCAGCGGAGCUGGAGCAGCACAGCCUCUCCAGCGCACCCUGGCAGCUGUUUCGGGGAGCGCAGCGCUUACACGGAGCCGAGCAUGCCGGUCAGCACCAUCGGCCGCUUCUCGGUGGUCAGCGCGGAGGACGAGGUCACACGCAGGAAACACAGCAGCAGAUAUUCGGCUCCGCCUGACUUCUACCUGGACGCUCCGCCCUCCCUGAGCAAGCGGGGCUCCCUCCCGCGAGCGCACACCUCUGUCCCGGUGGACGUCCACGCCGCCCGCUUCAUGUCCUCCGACUCUGGGGCGGAGAGCAGUCCGGCCAAAAUGGCCCCCCCGACCCCCUCUCGGCUCGGCCGCUCGGAGAGGAGGGGAAGUGACUUCAUGAAGAGGGCGGUGGCCUUCCUGAGGCGCUCGGGCCGCAGCAGCAGCGUGCAGAGCUCGGACUCGCCCAGCAGGCAGGGCGGCGUGUACAUGAGCAGCGAUAACGACUCCGAGAUGGAGGACUCGGACAUCAAGAGAGAGCUGCAGAGGCUGAGGGAGAAACAUAUGAAGGAGAUUUCGGAGCUGCAGGCUCACCAGCGCGACGAGAUCGAGCUGCUCUAUAUGCGUCUCGGUAAAGCGCCCCCUCCUGGCCUCAGCCACACCUCCACCGUGCCCCCUGCUGGACGCAGACGCAGGGCCAGCAAGCACAAGCUCAGGGCUGGAAAACUGCUCAGCCCUCUGGUCCAGCAGCUGAGAAGCGUCAAAAAAACAAGCGAAAGCAGUAAAGCCGGCGAUGUGGCCAAAUACAGUGAGCCUUCUCUGAGUUUGAACGGCUCUCCGGCGCGAGCCUCGGUGGUGUCAGACAGUCGCUCUCGCUCGGGGACGAGCACUCUGCCCAGCUCUGUGUCCGAACCGGUCCAGACUCAGCAGCCCUGCUCCCUCAAGGGCUCGCUGUCUUCUGAUAACAUCUACGCUGGACUGCAUGGAGAGGGACCAGGAGCUUACAGCAGGCCAGGACAGGGUUGGCCUCACUAUCCUCAAGCGGCCGAGAGGGUCACCUAUAAGUCCAGCAAACCACGCGCUAGAUUCCUCAGUGGGCCACUUUCUCUCUCCAUCUGGUCGACGCUGAAGCGGCUUUGCCUGGGAAAAGAGCGCGGCAGCAGGUCUGGAGCUCCAGCAGCGUCUAAUCAGCCACAGAUGCCCCCGGGUUCAACCCCUCCGCCCCAUCAGCCGGUGGUGGGCCUGGCUCAAACACAGACCAACAACAGCAAUAACAAGACCGACCUGUUCCCUGUGGAGCUGCACAGGCUGGUGGGCACGUGGGUUCAAGAGGCACAGAGCCCCACACGUGCUCGCCCCCUCAGUCAGAGACCCCGACGGGCCACGAGAACCAGGACCAGGAGCACCGGAGGGAUGCCUCCAGCGAUAACGGCAACGUCCAGGCUGCCUCUCUCGUGGCCCAGAAUUGAUUCCCACACCUCCUCCCUGACAGCUGACCACUUGUUGGGCUUUCAGGAUGGAUUCUUGAUGCAUGGCAGCCCUUUCGGAGAGGUCCUGCGGUCCCCCCUCUAUAUCGCCCGUUGGCCUGCACUGACUGCACCUCUUAGCCGAGACGUGCUUACAUUUUCCACAGUGUCGCCUCCCUGGAUGGCACCGUUGUCUCCUCCAGAACCCCCCAGCUCUCAGAAUAGGACUUUGUAGCACCUAAAUUGAUGGCUUCCAUACACUGUCUAAUUGGUUGGAUUUCUCUUCAGUAUCUUUAAACUGUUGUUUAUCCUGCAGGGGUUCCCAAUCGUGGGAGCUCUCCCUUCUUCUAGCACACCUAAUUAACCUCAAAACUAAUUAACCCUUAGAAGUCAGAGUUAUGGGGUCCCCAUGGACUGGGAUUGGGGGCCAACCAGCUAGCGUCACAAGCUAUUAGGACAUACUACUAUAUCUGUAUCUCAUGUAGGCAUGUAUUGUAUGGCUAAUGUAUAUGUAUCCAGACCAGCGGUGUAAAUAUCCGAUCACCUGAGCAUAUGCUGGACCGUGUAUGUACAUUUAGCAUAUAUAUAUUUUUAAAGGGCGCCCAGUCACCCAUGAAUAUGUCCAUAAUCUAUGUACAGUGUAUUUUUUCAUUAGUUUAGGCUGUGCAUAGACAAACAACCUUAAUAUGAACUGUACCUACAUGUUUCUGCUAGUUAUAGAACUAAACCUUUACCGGUGGGCUCACAUGCCUGUACAUAGCCACUGUAUAUAAGUGUACAUACACCAAGCACACGGCAUACAUGUAGCUUAAUCCCUUCAUUCAAAAACAGACCCAGUGUGGAUGUAAAUAGCGUUUGAAUAAGUCAGUUCUGUAUGUAAAUAAGACAAAGAGGGAUUGUCUUGAAGUCACAGUCACGAUCACAUCACCGCUGUGUAGCGGUCACCAGUGCUUCACACCACGCUUUCUGGACUGUUGGCGCCUAAACCAGAUCCGCUAGAAAUGCCGCAUCUUUACUCCACCCAAAGGAAAUUUGAGAUCACUGUUGAUUUCAGGUGGAGAGCCUGCAAGAGUGCCUUGAACAGCAGUUUUGGACGCGCUGGGUGAAUAGCAAUACCCUUUCACCAGGAAAGCUGAGGCGGAGUUUUCUUCUCACAGGUGUUUCAGAGAUUUGUACGUUACAGGAGUCUGUUGACGAGGGACUUUCUUGUAGUUUGCCUGGCCGUUUUCAGCAGUGAGGUGAGGAGGGUGAGAUAUUGUGGUGGGCCCAUGAUCAUUUUGGACAACACUGCUGUUAUUAAAGCUUAUAUUUGGCAAAAUAUUCAGUAGCCAUAACAUAUAGUAACAUGAAGAAAUGAGAAAGAUGACGGGUUUUAGAAUUCCCCAGGUUCAGUGUACACCACCGUUCCAAAGUAAGGAAUCGCUGUUUUAUGGCAGGUACAUUCAUAAAAUGGUUCUAUUUUGCAGGGAUGGAUUACUGAUUGGGCCAUUGGGGCGAGUGCUCGGGGGCCUCUGACUACCAGGGGCCCAGGGGUGGGGUGGGGGGGUCACAAUGGAGUGCAAGGUGUCCCAAAUACUUGAGACAGUCCACUGCAGAUGUAGAUAUUAGUUGAACGAAUAGCCAUUGAAGAUGGUAAGAAUGACUAAAUAAAUGUUCCAGGUAGUCGAUUCAAAUCUUAAAUGCUAUGGUGACAAAAUGGGAUCUUGCAUAUUAAUAAGGGAAAUGUUUUCAUUCCUGGUUUGUUAAUAUUCUGAGAUUAUUUUAUAUCCAGACAUUUUGUAUUCAUAUAAAAGCAUAUUUCUUUAAACAAGCAAAAUGAUCUAUCAUUAUAGUGACAUCGUUUCACUUAAAGUAAGUAAAUAAUCUUAGAACGUUCUGAGAAAUAUCGACCCGAUUUAAGAUUUCUCUCGCCAAGACAUCAAUUUUACGGCUAAUAUGACGCCACAGCUUUUCAUUUCAGGUAGGAAGCUGUGAAAAAUGAAGAACUGUGUCCAGAAAGAUGAGCACAGCCGUAGAUGAUUCCAUAUUGAGGGAGAAAACUGCAGAACAUCAAGAUUGAAGUCAUAACAAUAAUCCAGCUUUUAGUAUUUCAGUCUGGACUAAAUGAAAUAACAGUUGUUAUUAUUACGACAGGUGAUUCCGUACUUUUGAAUGUUAGUGCAAACACAUGAACACUGUGAGAUUGUUCUGCGGCUGUGGUUCCAAGUCCUGGUUCUGUUCGGCCCUUUGAACCUCUCGAAGGGGUCGGGAAUGAGCGGAUGAGUUGUUGGAGCAAGAUGAACACUAGAAGGUAAAGUGCAGGGGCAUUCACGCACCAGGACUGGGAAGCAGAGCUGAUUUGAGGUGGUGAAAAUGUGGGUAAAUUUGAGUUCUGGGUUCAGGAGCGUGAUCCUGAACCUUCUCUCGCUGUUUUCAGUUCCUCAUAAUGUAAUCUUUGUGUGUAAAAGGCUGGGUGUGUGUGUGAGUGUGUGUGUUUUCUACAUGCAGAAGGCUUUAUAGAACUCUAAACUCUGUGUUUAUGAAGAAGUUUGGUCUUUCACAGCCCCCCCUCCCCUUUUUAUCCACUAAAUAUCACUUAGAUCAGGGUUGUGUAGGACUAUGCCUUUUUCCACAGACGAUGACUCGGACAUUGCUUAUACGAAUGUGCUGUUACUCAAUCAUGUGAUUCUUCUUAGAGGUGAAAUGUUGUAGAAUUGUACAGUGUACAGCUGUAGGGCUAUUUUACGCACCUCUUCCGAGGCAGUGGGGCGCUUUCACUGCGCUUUCCCGCUGUUGUGUCUUAGCUAUGCACAUGUUUACGGGAAUUGUCCAUUUCCUGCCCUUAUGUUCUGAUAUGCUUGCACUAAAAUCUCGCAAUGCUUCUUCUGCCUGCUGCUUGCUCUCCCUGUAUCCGCAGACCAGGGCCACGUCCGGACGCUGUAUUUACACGAGCACAAACAUUAAAGCUCUCCUACUUACUUGCAAGUUA